AUGGUGAGGUGUGGUAUGGUGAGGUGUGGUAUGGUGAGGUGUGGUAUGAUGAGGUGUGGUAUGGUGGGGUGUGGUAUGGUGGGGUGUGGUAUGGUGAGGUGUGGUAUGGUGAGGUGUGGUACGGUGAGGUGUGGUACGGUGAGGUGUGGUAUGGUGAGGUGUGGUACGGUGAGGUGUGGUACGGUGAGGUGUGGUACGGUGAGGUGUGAUACGGUGAGGUGUGGUACGGUGAGGUGUGGUAUGGUGAGGUGUGGUAUGGUGAGGUGUGGUAUGGUGAGGUGUGGUAUGGUGAGGUGUGGUAUGGUGAGGUGUGGUAUGGUGAGGUGUGGUAUGGUGAGGUGUGGUAUGGUGAGGUGUGGUACGGUGAGGUGUGUUAUGGUGAGGUGUGGUAUGGUGAGGUGUGUUAUGGUGAGGUGUGGUAUGGUGAGGUGUGGUAUGGUGAGGUGUGGUGUGGUACGGUGA
Molecule: messenger RNA, 462 nt
Organism: Candidula unifasciata
Lineage: Eukaryota; Metazoa; Mollusca; Gastropoda; Stylommatophora; Geomitridae
Source: the annotation of a GenBank genome assembly